This is a messenger RNA of Photinus pyralis (common eastern firefly), 1727 nucleotides long. Its product is annotated as tyrosine--tRNA ligase, cytoplasmic-like. Bases 94 to 1680 code for a protein of 528 amino acids. Gene Ontology annotation, biological process: tyrosyl-tRNA aminoacylation. NCBI's taxonomy places the organism in Eukaryota, Metazoa, Arthropoda, Insecta, Coleoptera, Lampyridae. The record is from RefSeq and is a predicted model, not a curated record. Gene Ontology annotation, molecular function: tyrosine-tRNA ligase activity; ATP binding; tRNA binding. The transcript is spliced from 4 exons.
UUUAGGUUAGGUAUCCGUCAAACCCACGACCGAUCCUUUCAAAAUUUGGUUAAAAGCUUGGACCAUAUGCGCUCAUAGAUUUUACCAUUAAUUAUGGUAAUUGCUAACAAAAUGCAACUCUCCGCCGAAGAAAAAUAUGACCUAAUCGCCCGCAACCUGCAAGAAGUGCUUGGGGAGGAAAAAAUUAAGACUAUACUUAAGGAACGCGAUUUGAAGAUCUAUUGGGGAACGGCAACUACUGGCAAGCCUCACGUCGCUUACUUUGUUCCAAUGUCAAAGAUAGCGGAUUUCUUAAGAGCCGGAGCCGAGGUUACCAUCCUCUUCGCCGACUUACACGCGUAUCUGGACAAUAUGAAGGCUCCGUGGGAACUUCUAGCUUUAAGAGUGCAGUAUUACGAGCAUUCGAUUAAGAGUAUGCUUAAGUCGAUCGGUGUAUCGAUUGAUAAGUUAAAGUUUGAGAAGGGUACCAACUUCGAAUUGUCUAAGGAGUACACUUUGGACGUUUAUCGACUGGCUUCGGUGAUCACCGAGCAUGACGCGAAAAAGGCGGGCGCCGAAGUUGUUAAGCAAGUUGAUCAUCCUUUGGUUAGCGGACUAUUAUAUCCAGGGUUGCAGGCUUUAGAUGAGGAGUACUUAAAGGUAGACGCACAAUUCGGCGGCGUGGAUCAAAGGAAAAUUUUCACUUUCGCCGAAAAGUAUUUGCCACAGUUGGGGUAUCAAAAACGGGCACACCUAAUGAACCCAAUGGUACCGGGAUUGACCGGCACGAAAAUGUCGUCGUCCGAAGACGAAAGUAAAAUCGAUUUGUUAGAUCCACCCGCAAGUGUAAAAAAGAAACUUGCGAAGGCCUUCUGUGAGCCGGGUAACGUCGAGAAUAAUGGCAUAUUGUCGUUUACCAAGCACGUCAUUUUUCCCUUGUUUAAGUCUGACGAGAAGUUUGUGGUGGUGCGAAAUGCCGAGAAUGGAGGUAGCUUGAUGUUUGAUACCUACUCUGAACUGGAGGAGUGUUUUAAGAUGAUGAAGCUACAUCCGGCAGAUUUGAAGACGGCGGUUGAGGGUUAUAUUAAUAGGCUUUUGGAGCCAGUUAGAAAAACUUUUGAGGAUCCCGUCUUGAAGAAAUUGGUUGAAAAGGCGUAUCCGGUCGCGAAGAAGCAAAAGUCGGUUGCGAAUGAUGAUGUGAUCACACCCGCCCAUUUGGAUAUCAGAAUUGGUAAAAUCGUCGAAGUUUCCAAACACCCCGACGCAGACAGUUUAUACGUUGAAAAAAUCGAUCUGGGCGAGGAUAAGCCACGAACCAUCGUCAGUGGUCUAGUAAAUUUCGUACCAAUUGAUGAAAUGCAAAAUCGCAUGGUAGUCGUCCUGUGUAAUUUAAAACCGGCAAAAAUGAGGGGCAUCGAAUCCCAGGGAAUGGUGCUCUGCGCUUCUGUCGACGAACCGAGGCAAGUUGAACUUUUGGAGGUACCCAAGGAGGCGGUCAUAGGCGAACCGGUGUUUAUCGAAAAUUACGAAGAGGAAAAACCGAAGGAGAUCUUAAAUCCAAAGAAGAAGAUUUGGGAGAAACUGCAGGUCGAUUUAAAAACCAACGGCGAUUAUGUAGCGCAGUGGCAAGGCAACAAUUUAAUAACGAAAAGUGGAGGGAUUUUUAAAUCAAAAUCUUUAAAAAAUGCUCCUAUUAAAUGAUGUUGAUUCAUUAUCUCUGUAAUUAAAUAAACUUUUAUAAUUUCAAA